AUGACGACGACGAGAGCAGCAGCGGCGGCGUUAUUUUGUGCCAACACUAGGAAUAGGAGCAGUAAAAGCGGUGUGAAAAGCUUUUUGUUUUUUGGGGGAAAGAAGAGGAGCAGCUUUUGCGGGAAACAUCAUCACUCUCGUUUUCGAUAUCUUUCAAAAUCUUCGUAUUCUUCUCUCGGGACGGAGGAAGGAUGGAUGCGAGGUAAACGACGCAAGGACAACAACAACGACGAGAACAAUAAUUCGUCGUCGUCCUUAGAUGCAAUCGUAGUCGUAGCCGGUGGAUUUACUCCAGAUAAUUUGUGGCUUCCCGAGUGGGUCCUGGAGCGUUUGGACUAUUGCGCAGAGGCGCAUAAAAAAGCGAACGAGAAAGCGUACAUAUGCAUAGCCGGAUCGGCGACGCCGCAUAAACCACCUCCGUUACAAAAAGGAGGAUUUAUUUAUCACGAAUCGACGAUGAUGGCAGAAUAUUUAAUCGAUACGCACGACGUCCAUCCCGGGAAGAUUUUGAAGGAUACGUCGAGCAUGGAUACCAUCGGUAACGCGUAUUUUACCAGGUACGUGCACGCUAUUCCGAGGGGGUGGAAAAACGUAGAGGUGGUGACGUCUAAGUUUCACAUGCGACGAGUGAAAGCGGCGUUUGAGUGGGUGUGGGGGAUGCCUUUAGAAGGGAAUGGUGAUGAGGACACGCAAAUCCGAUUCGUUUCGACGAGAGAUUCGGGAUUGUCCAAGGAAACUUUAAUAGCCAGAGAGGAGAGGGAAAUCGAAUCCGAGAAGCAGUUGAGAGAAAAUGCGAAAAUGUACGACACGCCGGAUAAAUUCGCCGAGUGGAUGUUUACGACGCACAAGUGUUACGCGGUCACGCGUCAGCACGAGAUUGGAGAUUUUGAGGCGGUUAAGAAGGAGCUCGGCUCAAACGCGGAAAAGUUAGGAUAUUAG
This is a messenger RNA of Bathycoccus prasinos, 939 nucleotides long. RefSeq lists its product with no specific name. NCBI's taxonomy places the organism in Eukaryota, Viridiplantae, Chlorophyta, Mamiellophyceae, Mamiellales, Bathycoccaceae. The record is from RefSeq and is a predicted model, not a curated record. The coding region runs from base 1 to 939 and encodes 312 amino acids. Gene Ontology annotation, cellular component: plasma membrane. The transcript has a single exon.